AAAGUCGAUUUCGAGGUUAUGUCCUUUAAACAAGCAUGGCGGACACAACAGACCGAGACACGAGAGAUGUUAAUUUUUCUGAUCUUGGACUUAGCCUUUGGUUAUCAACCCAGUGUAAGGCUGUCGGGCUGGGGAAUCCAACACCAAUCCAAUUUAACUGCAUACCAGCAAUAUUGAAGGGUCAAGACUGUAUUGGAUGUGCCAAAACUGGAAGUGGGAAAACUGCUGCAUUUGCAUUGCCUAUCCUCCAGAAAUUAGCCGAAGAUCCAUUUGGGAUUUUUGCUCUUAUAAUUACCCCUACAAGAGAAUUGGCCUUCCAGAUAGCGGAACAAUUCCAGGUACUAGGGAAACCAAUUGGCAUCCGUGUCGUCACAAUAACUGGAGGGCUUGAUAUGAUGCAACAAGGUUUAGAUAUAACAGAAAGACCCCAUAUUGUUAUAUCAACACCUGGGAGACUGGCAGACCAUUUGGAAAGCUGCAAAACAUUCAGUUUAAAGAAAAUAAAAUUUUUAGUAUUAGAUGAGGCAGACAGGCUACUCGAAGACGACUUUGGGGAACAACUUCAAGUAAUAUUUUCUGCCCUGCCACAAAAACGUCAGACAUUACUUUUUAGUGCCACCAUCACAGAAACUCUCAAACAACUACAAGAGGUAGCCAUGAAUAAACCCUUUUCUUGGCAGUCCUCAUCAGAAGUUAUCACGGUUGAACAGCUAGAUCAGCGCUAUGUUCUCAUGUCUGCUGAUGUCAAAGAUGCUUAUCUUAUUCACAUAUUAACCAAAUAUACAUCAGAAAAUGACAAGAGUUCCAUUAUGAUAUUCACAAAUACUUGCAAGUAUUGCCAGAUCUUAGCCAUGAUGUGCAGAGAACUUGGUCUCCCAUGCGUUGCCAUUCACUCCAUGCUUCCACAGAAACAGCGUCUUGCUGCAUUAGCCAAGUUCAAAUCUAACCAAGUCAAAGUUCUGAUUGCAACAGACGUGGCUAGCAGAGGUUUAGACAUUCCUACAGUUGAUUUGAUUAUAAAUCACAAUGUGCCAACCAGACCAAAGGAUUAUGUUCACAGGGUUGGAAGGACAGCUAGGGCAGGAAGAGGAGGAAUGUCAAUGACCUUAGUUACACAAUUUGAUAUCAAGUUGGUACAUGCAAUCGAAGAUUUUAUUAAUACUAAACUUGUAGUGUACAAGGUGCAGGAAAAAGAAGUCAUGAAAAUCUUGACAGAGGUAGCAGUGACCAGGAGAGAGGCUGAGAUUAAAUUGGAUGAACAAGAUUUUGGAGAAAAGAAGGAAAUCAACAAGAGGAAAAGAUUAAUGAUAGAAGGAAAAGAUCAAGAUAAAGAAGGGAGAUCUAAAAAAAGUAAAGUGAAUAAAAAUCCGAAAAAGAGGAAAAAGCCCACUGGGAAAAAAUUCAGCUUGUCAUAGUACUGAGCCUACCACUUGCACUUGCUACAUUUUAUCAUCAGCAUCUUAAGGAUUUCUCAUGAACUGCACAAAUCUUCACAAUAUUGUCCAAAAUGUAAACAGUACUGUGAUAGCUUGGAUAACAAUUUAUACAGAUGAUAGGUAUUUGAGAGAGCAAAACAGCCAAAUCUAUCCCCAGCAACUAGUCAACAUGACAAAGCAUUCAGUGGCAUUUUCGUUUUAGACUGUGAGAUUACACAAUUUUUAUAACAAGGUAUAUUUGUUACAAAUAUUCACUGUCUUGCCAUGUCAUAUACCAAACUAUUGUUCUAGAAGGAAUGUAUUAUGUAUGGUUUAUGGAUCUUUUGCUAGAAGCUUAAGGGUUACAUGGUUAGAAGUAUCAUAUCAUAAGUAAGAGACUCUGUCAAAACAUAAUAAAUUAUGAUUACACGAGUUGUUAUAUAUUCAUCUGAACCAUUUUGUAUUUUCCAAUCAAAAAUCUUUUGGGCGUAUCUUUGAGAAUAAUUGUCUGAAUUAAAUUGCUGAAUGAUU
Molecule: messenger RNA, 1946 nt
Organism: Lingula anatina
Lineage: Eukaryota; Metazoa; Brachiopoda; Lingulata; Lingulida; Lingulidae
Product: putative ATP-dependent RNA helicase DDX49
Cellular component (GO): cytosol
Molecular function (GO): ATP binding; nucleic acid binding; RNA helicase activity
Source: RefSeq, a predicted model, not a curated record